AUUAAUAAAAACAAAACUUCCAUUUUUAGCAGUUCUCGUCCCAUUGAUAACAAUUUCAAAAUUGCGUGUUAAUGUGACGAAAUUUUUAUACCCACGGAAACGAUGACGUCCAGCAUUUUCAUGGGCAAUAUGGGUUGUGGAUAUGGCAUUGGCGUUGGAGGCAGUAUCCUUACUCGAGAAGACUCCUGUUACCAAAGAAGCUCUCGAGACUACACGAUUGGGGAGAUUGGUGAAUGAAAUGAGGAAGAAGACCAAGAAUGACAGUCUGGCCCGUAGAGCUAAGGACCUGGUCAGGAGAUGGAGGGACAUGGUUUCAAAGCCAUCAGAAAAUGGCACAGGUGGAACUGGACAAGGACCUGGUAUGCAAGGGGCCUCUUUAGUGAACCAUUUGCGUGUCGCGGGCGUGAAAAAUUCUGUUUCGAGUCCGGCUCUGUGCGAGAUGGGCCGAACAGCUAGUCCAGCUUUGCCAAGACCGGUUCACAACCUUGCAAUCUCACCUACCAGUCCGGCAUUUCGCGGUGUCACCCUCAGCCCAGCUUUGCAGCGGAAGUCCAGUCAGUCAACGGGCGGUUUGCAGCUGCAGCAACAACGUGUCAUCAGUCCCAGCAACUCUGUGGCUUCCAACACCAGCACCAGUCCUGGUUUGAGCUUCUCCCUUUCCCAAACACAUUCUAACUCGUCUAGACCAUCUACUCCUUCCUCCUUGGUGGUCAAGUCAAAGGCGAUCAGUCCCGGUCCGGGUCGGCCCAUGAUUGACUCGUCAGAGUUCCCUUCUAAAACUAAUCAUCACCGGGGUAUCAAGCGAACAAGAGACAACGAUGAAGAGACUAUGACGGGCUUCGAGCUGACGGGAAAGCGGUCGAGAGGCAGUAAUGGGGUGGAUUGGCCAUGGAUGGACGAAUGCAGCCGUGAUAGCAACUUGAGCUGGUCCGGAGACUCGCUGCGGAUGACAAACCACAGCGCCUUAGGUGGUGGAGAGGAUCGCUCCAUUUCUUCUUCAUCCAAAGCUUCCCGACCUCUCCGUGGAAGAAGCAAGGCAGAGGUAAACGUCAAACCGGAGCCAACAAGCGACGUACUCAGAGAAAAAUUCGCCUCAAUUGCCAGGGUUUCUAAGGUCAAAACGACCCAGGAAUUGCUGGAAGAUUUGGCGAGACGAAGUGGCUCGCCCAACUUAAUUGUUAAACCUGAAAUUCAUUCAGUCCAUCAGCAGCAACAUCAGCAACAACCUCUAACCGUGCCGCCGUCGAAUGAAGCCCGGCAGUGGCCUGAUGCAAAGCAGGAAAUCUUAGAUAAAUUUCUCCGAUCACAUUCUACUGAUCGCCGUAGUGACGGUAUCACGACCACGAGUACUGUAGUUAGCAAACCUAAAACUACUGCUACUCCCGCCAUAAAUGACCCGGUUGCGGAAAUUUACGCUCGUCUACCUCCUCUGGAUCCGGCGAUUGUUGCCUCCAUUUGGAAAGAAGAAGUUAAACCGGAAACAGAAGAGUUAGAAACAGACUCUUCUGUACCCGAGCGUCCAGUGACCGAUGAGGAUGUAGAUCUUCUGCACAACGGAUCAGUGGAUGACGUGAAUGGUUCUCGUGACAUCAACGGCGAGUUCCAUCAGUGGCAUGAGACUGUUACGGUCGCCUCCUACCAUGGAGAUCCUCUCCAUUUGUUGCCUUACGUCGUGAUCGAGUGAUUCCUCCUUUUUCUCCAUACCAUUCGAUCCGAGGCUGUGAAGUAACCAUACUGUACAAAGUGUAAUUUUUUCUUUCUCCUCCUCCCCUUCCUUCCCUCCCAAAGAUUGUAGAAACGACUUGGGGCGCCGAUUGAUCGCACAUUGAUUGUUUGCUGAUUAUAUAUUAAAGUAACUAAAACGAAAGGCAAGCCACCGCCGCACAUUCAAAGGAGAAAAAUUGACAAGGUCCAAGCUAUAGCCGAUAGUUUGCGGAAAUCAUAAAUCCCGCCGCAAUUUUCUUCGACUACGCUUUUUUCUAUUGGGUAAGGGCACACACGAGCUGAUACCCUCCGGAGGCCUUGCGUCUGUGAUUUUCUUUUCCCCUUUGACGGUGCGAUUGUGCGGAUGUUGACGAUACAAGCGUGAUGGAAAGGAAAAAGGAGGAGGUUAAAUGCCCUAGAAGUCUCGCCGCCUCUGCAGUAAACACAAAUGCCACACAAAAAAAAAGAAAAGAAAAACAAAAAAAAAAAACAUGUUAUAUUAAUCUAAGACGUUUUCCAGAUGCUAAGCUAGAGAAAUCCUUCUCUCGUUCAUCAAUAGCGGGCUGUAUUUUGACAUAGAAAGAAUAACGUGUUGUCUAGUCGGUGACGAUGUGAACGUUCUUAAUUUGUAGUAUGAUUACGAUUAUGAUAAUCCCUAGGUAGGGAAGAAUUCUUCGUAGUCGACCCUAAAUAUCUGAAAACAAGAAACAUUUGGAGGAAGAGAAAAAUUUUGUUUUCUCAUUGUUUGCUUUGCUGUUGCCAUGUUUUCCUCGAAUUUCAGUUUUUCAGUUCCCAUUCUCAUCUCUGAUUACAAUUAUUUCUUCUUUUU
This is a messenger RNA of Daphnia pulicaria, 2533 nucleotides long. Its product is annotated as mediator of RNA polymerase II transcription subunit 26-like. Gene Ontology annotation, biological process: positive regulation of gene expression; regulation of transcription by RNA polymerase II. Lineage: Eukaryota; Metazoa; Arthropoda; Branchiopoda; Diplostraca; Daphniidae. The transcript has 7 exons. The coding region runs from base 143 to 1684 and encodes 513 amino acids. The record is from RefSeq and is a predicted model, not a curated record. Gene Ontology annotation, molecular function: transcription coregulator activity. Gene Ontology annotation, cellular component: nucleus; core mediator complex; mediator complex.